Messenger RNA from Rhipicephalus microplus (southern cattle tick), 3453 nucleotides. RefSeq lists its product as uncharacterized. Gene Ontology annotation, molecular function: peptidase activity. The record is from RefSeq and is a predicted model, not a curated record. Gene Ontology annotation, biological process: protein modification by small protein removal. NCBI's taxonomy places the organism in Eukaryota, Metazoa, Arthropoda, Arachnida, Ixodida, Ixodidae.
CAUUUAGCAUGGUUCGCGCGUACGGAUGUACCGCUCCGAACUGCAACAUCAUCGGCAGUCGGAAAUGUCGUUGAGCCGCUCCUUUCCCCGAAGUGCGAUCAGUGCCGCUUAGUCUAGUGCCACCGCGAAGGUUUCGAGCACGACAGCGUGUAGGUGGCCGAUCUAGCCAUGAGCGCCGAAGAGCCUGAGAACACUUCGCACAUCGAAGCCGAAACAAGUUUCGAAGUUCAGCUCUAUAUUUACGACCUGUCCAAGGGACUUGCCAAGACCCUUUCGCCCAUGCUCAUAGGAAAGCAGCUGCCCGGAAUAUGGCAUACAAGUAUCGUGGCCUAUGGCAGGGAGUACUUCUUCGGCUCGAUGGGAAUCGAAAGUUGCGGAGUGGGGGAAACCAUCCUCAAGGAACCAGACCAGAUCCUGAGCCUCGGCCGCACCGAGCUCCCGUACAGCUUGUUCUUGGAGUACAUCUUUGCCCUGGGUGAAUCCAGUUACAAGCCUCACACUUACGAUCUGUUUCGUCACAACUGCAACAACUUUACGCAAGAGGUGGCUGUGUUUCUCACGGGGAAGUCCAUCCCUCAGGAAAUUUUGGACCUUCCGGACGAGUUUCUGAGCACGCCUCUGGGCGGCACGUUACAGACUUACUUUGAGAACCUCUCGCUGAGAGGGGAAACAGCGCGGGGGCUCAGCUUUGGUGGCGGAGCACCGACGAACUUCAUUCCCUUCAGCCCCGUAGAUCCGUGGGACCAGAGAACAAGGAGUUCUGUAUCACCGCCUCAACAAGAGAGGCAACCAGCUCCGAUUCAAAGGAUGUCAUCGGAAACGGCAACGGAGCCAGCUACAGAGCCGGCUGCACGGCCUGCUUCGGAUUCUGCGGCAGCCGACAGCAACGGCGAAAUUGAAGACCGACCCGCACCCAUCCGAAAGUCUCGGCGAUACAGCGACCCACCGGUAUUCUACCCACAAGUUGAUGGAGCUGCAGCGUUAAAGGAAUUGGAGGGUCACCUGGAAAGUGUCAUCAACGACCAGGAGCGAUCGGCACUCAGAGAGCUGCACGAAUACCUUGUUACAGACAACGGAGCGUGGGCCCUUGGAACGCCACAACUCGACCUGUUCAACAAGUUGCUGACUGACCCGGGCCUCUCGUCAGCCGUGCGCCUGUCGCUGCUGCGGGUGCUCCAGGCGGCAGCGCUCAAGGAGGACGUCAUCCUGUUUCUGCACCAGGACCGCAAGAGCCACUGCAUCAUGAGCUACGUGUACCGCAUCGAGAGCCUGCCACCGGAAGAGCAGGACGAAGUGCUGAAGCUGCUUUGCAACCUGUGCAGCAAUGUGAGCAGCUACGAUUGGCUUCUCUACAUUUCCGAGUGGAGCGAGGAGGGUGGCCAGUCGUGCAACAACGCCAAAGCCACCGUGCGCGCCGUCGUCCACGGCCUCCUGUGCGACAGGCCAGAGGCACAGGAGCGUAGCGCCGCCCUCAUGUUCAACCUCUCGCUCAAAGAGCUGUUUGAUGACACGGCGACCGAGCUGUCUACGGCCGUCCUCCAGUACCUGCAUGGAGACGUCAAAGAGGAACAAGCUUUCUACUGCUUAACGGCACUUCUGCGGUUUCUACAGAUCAGCUACAAUGAUGUUCCCGCCCUGGUGAAAAUGCUCGGCCCAGACCUGCAGAAGUUUUCCGGCGCUUCGGAGCGGGUCAAGAAGCUCGUCGACGAGAUCGGUCUCAAGCUCUCAGUGUCGAUAACGGCAUGACGACGCUGAAGCAUACGUGCAAAGCGUGCCCUCACCAGUUUUCUGAAUCUGGGGUUCUCGAAAGGACUCGAAACAUCACCCCACUCGUUCUAUAAUUGAGGGGGAUGCUGUCAUGCAGUUCAGGUUGUGACAACGGAAGUUACAGCAGACAAUCGGCGAGAUUUGGUGCUUUGGCUGCCCUGCGGAGCUGCUCUUAUAGAAGAGUAGUGAUGCAUGUUUUCAAGGUUUAAGAAACUAGCAUGUAAUUGGCGCCAGUUUGGUCCGACAGGAAAGCACUUUGACAGGGAUCACCUGAAUCUGAUAGCACUUGAUCCUUUAAUGCUCAUAUGACGUCAUCAUAAUCAGGACGUGACAGAGAGUAAAAUUUACUGACACAUUGUCGAUAUGCUAGUUGCCAGGAUGUUGCCCACGGAAGAUGUGCAAACAUGCUGCGCAUAUCCUGACUGCGCCUCUAUGUGACAUUCACAGCUGUUGGAGAAGCACAGUGUCACGGCAUAUCAUCAUGUCACAAAAGGUCCAUUUUUCUGCCAUGUACAAAAAGCUUGUUUUAAUGCAAAAAGAAAAUAAAGUACAUUUAAAGCAUUGCAUCAGUAUUCUUUUAAUUGUAUCCACAAAAUGGAUCUGUUCCCAAGUUUUAGUCACUUUUUGGGUACUGAGAUGCGAAUGUUAAUUACCUGCUUUGAUUUGUUCCAUUCUUUUUAUUGUAAACUAAUUAAAAGUUUUAAUGACAUCACAGUUUUAACUCUGGCACACAGGGCAGCCAACUGCAUGAAAUUUCACCGAGAUGCCUACAUAGGGAUUUUCCCUCUGGCUGCACGAUCUUGUAGUCUCUUGCAAGCUUCUCCGAUUUCCCCUGUUUUGUUUUUUGCCUAACACAAACACAAAAGGUACCUCGUUUGAAUCGGUUGUUCAGCUCGCAGGCAAGUUGUCAGUUUUCUGUUACCUGAAGUUCACCGAUAGGGCAAUUUUUCCAUUACAGCCACGCAACAUAGAAACUGUUCAUAUAUCGUUGCCUCAGAUUUUGUUUUCUCUGUUGUUCUCGGACGAAGCUUCUCAGAUAUUACAUUUGUAGGUGCGGCUGCUACUGAUUGAAUGUGCCUUGUUGAGAUAUUUUUCAAAGCAGAGUAACGUUAAAUUUGGACAGCUGCUCCGUGUUACAAGCAGCGAUAGCUGUGACGAAGUAAUUUGAUGCUUUUUUUUAGUUACGUCGCAAUUUUUAUCCCAGGAACAGGAUUUUAGUGAGCAGUUUCAGUAGCAUAUCCUACUUAACGAAGGUUGUGUUGUAUUCGAGCCAAUGUAUCGGGUUCCGCAAUUCCUCUCAGCUGUGCCGAGCACAUAUUUAUUUUUGCAGACGCGGCUGCUUCAAUAACGGUUAUUUGAUCUGGCACAUGCACAAUACUCAUUACACAGUGAUAUUUUUAGCGCAACAUUUCGGGGUAAAGCGUGGCAAUAUUCCUGAGCACGAGCGGCUUUUGGAGCCUGUGCACUUGGGAAGUAAUAAGGUAUUAUUACAGUUUUAUAGUUAUUGACAAAAUAUGUUGCGUUAGAAUUGCGUCAGGCAGCUCAUAAUUCUUGGAAGUUUCUGGCUGCGUAUGUUAUCAUCAUAUAUAUGCACAAUUGUUCGGAUGACUAACCUUUUUAUGUUGGACGACAUAUAUAUAUGUGGCUCUUGUUCAGUGGAAUAAAAAAAAAAGCUUGUUUGUAAAA